Molecule: messenger RNA, 724 nt
Organism: Trichomycterus rosablanca
Lineage: Eukaryota; Metazoa; Chordata; Actinopteri; Siluriformes; Trichomycteridae
Gene: mrpl17
Product: mitochondrial ribosomal protein L17
Exons: 3
Coding region: 215-718 (167 amino acids)
Biological process (GO): translation
Cellular component (GO): mitochondrial large ribosomal subunit; ribosome
Molecular function (GO): structural constituent of ribosome
Source: RefSeq, a predicted model, not a curated record
UCAUACUUGUUACCGGUAGACUCGCUGUGGUAGACACGAUUAGGCUAUAUUUGUUAUUCGGAAUGACAUUUGUCGGCCAGUAUUAUCUUGAGUGAAUUUUUGUAUCUGGGGAUACGUCUUCUUUAUUUUUUCCAUAUACAUAUAUUCGUUGUUAGUCCAAGCUCAGGCGGAAUUGUACACGAAAGCUUAGUGUCCUUCAAAAUUUUUUUACAAAAUGCAUCUUACACUUCGAGUCCUGAUAUCUCAUGGGCGCGUGGCACGGCGAUUGGGACUUGGUCCUGAAUCCCGAAUUAAUAUGCUUCGAAACAUUCUUACGGGUUUGGUUCGACACGAGAGGAUAGAGACCACGCGAGCCCGAGCCGAUGAGGUUCAGUUUUACGCUGAAAAGUUGAUCGAUUAUGCCAAGCAAGGAGAUACUAAUGAAAAGUCUAUGAAAAUGGCUGAUUUUUGGCUUACAGAAAAAGAUUUAAUCAGGAAGCUUUUUGUAGUGCUUGCUCCACGGUUCGAAAACCAAUCAAGUGGAUAUACAAGGGUGGCUCGAAUUCCAAACAGGGAAAACCUGGACUGUGCUGCUAUGGCUGUUAUUGAAUACAAAGGCAACCCUUUCCCACCUUUGUUUCCUGUUAGACGUAGGGAUGAACUAAACCUGAUUAACCAACUUCUAAAGGGCUACAGGGAAGAAAAAGUGCAUCUGAGAACUGGAAAUAAACUCUCAUAAAAGUUA